This is a messenger RNA of Oncorhynchus mykiss (rainbow trout), 4685 nucleotides long. Lineage: Eukaryota; Metazoa; Chordata; Actinopteri; Salmoniformes; Salmonidae. The record is from RefSeq and is a predicted model, not a curated record.
UGUACUUUUUUAACGGAACGUCCCUUUUAUAUAUCAUUAGCGCUGACAUGUGGUCAGUAUUCCUUCUGUAUCUUCCUAUAAAUACAAUUGUUAAGGGUGUAAAGCCUGAUCCUGGGUCGGUUGUCUUUAGGGCCAAUCCGUUCACAAUUUUUCGUUACCGUGCGGAAAUAUGUGCUAACAACCAAUCAUAUGAACCACAUCACAAUUUGUCAGCCAAUCGCUGAACUCCACUGAGAGUUGUGUGAUUUUCGCGCCGGCGCGUAGUGUGUAUUUUUUUUUCCAGUGAUCGUCUGUCAUCGGAUCUGAGGGAAACCUGUUCUAUCCACAAUAGUUAGCUAGCUACCAAGUCAUUACUUCAGAUUAACACUACACUAUUAUCCAGCCAGUUUAGCCAAAGUUCCUGAAUCCAACCGUCAUCUACCUUUGUGAAGUGAACUCUACAAUACCAUUAACAUUACUGCCUGACCAGAAAUAUGGAAGUGCAACACUCUGAUGAAUCAAGCCAUGACAGUCUUGAGGAGAUCGAGGACAUCUCAGACUCUGGCAGUGACUUUGAAGUCCAGCUGAAGGCCAUGAAGCGGAGAAAACAGACCACUGUACUACUAGGACCUCGGCCACCCAAGAGACCUAGGCGUAAAGCUGCAUCCCAGGCCAGCCCAAAUCCCAGCACCACCUCCACCCAACAAGCCCGUUCCCCUCAGCCACCGCAGCCUUCCCUGGGGAGGACUAGGCAGCUCGGCUCCCCCAGGCGAGAGAGAGAGAGGAGGGGGAACCAGGGCAUGAGCGCUGGGGAUAUGUAUGAGGCUGUGAGGUCUGGAAAGAGUGCUAUGGUGGCGGUAGUGGACGAGUGGCUAGACAGCUACAAGCAGGAUCGGGAGGCGGGCCUACUAGAGCUCAUCAACUUCGUCGUUCAGUGCUGUGGCUGCAAAGGUGUGGUGAGCAGAGAGAUGUUUGAUGGUAUGCAGAACGCUGAGAUCAUCAGCACACUGACCAAAGAGUUCAAUGAGGACUCUGUGAACUACCCCCUGUGCUCCCCUGGCCCACAGUGGCGUAAGUUCCGGGCUAGUGUGUGUGAGUUUGUGCAGGUGCUGGUGCGCUCCUGCCAGAACAGCUUUCUGUACGACGAGUACCUCUUCUCCGCCCUGCUGGCACUGCUCACCGGCCUGUCUGACUCCCAGGUCAGGGCCUUCAGACACACCAGCACCCUCAUCGCGAUGAAGCUGAUGACUGGUAUAGUGGAGGUAGCAGUGAUGGUGUUUGCCCAGAUUAAGACCACCCAGAGACGGUACGACGCAGAGAGGAGCAAGAGUGCCGAACACAGAGCCUCAGAGAGGCUGGAGGAACUACAGGCCACCAUCAGCGAGCUGCGGGAGCACCAGGAGGAGCUGUCCUCCAUGAUGAAUGCUACGUUUCGGGGUGUGUUUGUGCACCGCUACCGGGACCGCGUAGCUGAGAUCAGGGCCGUAUGUAUCGAGGAGAUGGGCGUGUGGCUCCGAGAAAACCCCGGAGACUUCCUCAACGACGGAUAUCUCAAGUACCUGGGCUGGACCUUGCACGACAAGCAAGGCUCCGUGCGUCUGCAGUGUGUGCGGGCCCUGCAGGGCCUCUACAAGGAGAAGGACUUAAUUGGACGCCUAGAGCUUUUCACCAGCAGGUUUAAGGAGAGGAUGCUCUGCAUGGUGCUAGACAAGGACCCAGACGUGGCGGUGGAAGCUGUCCAGCUGCUGCUGCUCCUCCAACAAAGGACAGAGGAAGGCUUGUCCGAGGAGGAGUGUAGCCAUGUCUAUCCUUUGGUGUUUGCCUCCCGCAGAGGCCUGGCAUCUGCUGCUGGUGCCUUCCUCUACCACAAACUGUGUAGUGCGAUGAGCAGCGAGCCACAGGAGGCAGACAUGGGCAGUCGCCGGGCCGCCUUCUUCAACCUACUGGUCUCCUUUUACAUCCAGAGUGAGUUCCAUGAGCACGGGGCCUACCUGGUGGACAGUCUAUGGGGUGUAGCAGGCGCUGAGCUGAGGGACUGGGACACCAUGACAUCACUGCUGGUACAGGAGGCUGACCAGGGACGAGGUCUGGUGGAUGAGGAGGAGGGGGCGUUGAUAGAGUUGAUGAUGUGUGCUGUCAGACAGGCAGCUGAAGGACACCCGCCUGUAGGAAGAGCUCAGGCAAAGAAGAUCCUGAGCAUGAAGGAUAAGAAGACCCAAGCCCAGGACAAGAGACGCAUCACCACCCAUUUUAUCACCCUCCUGCCCCAGCUACUGGCCAAGUACUCUGCGGACGUGGAGAAAGUGACUUGCCUUCUGAAGGCUCCGCUUCAUUUUGACCUGGAGACCUACAGCAGCACUGGUAGACUGGAGAAGUAUCUGGAUCUGCUGCUGGCCCAGGUGUGUGGCAUCGUGGAGAAACACACGGAGUUGGGUGUUUUGGAGGCAUGUGCUCGCGUGGCGUGUGCCCUCAGCCACGACAAGUACACCUUCUCCGGCCGUGCCGACCUGGUCGUCAGCCAGCUACUGGACAGUCUGACCGACCGCUUCAGCUCCCACCUCAACGAGCUGCUGCAGGGCACUGCUGAUGAAGAUGAGGUGUACAGUGCUGCUACUGCCUUGACGAGAAUCGCAGCCUUCAGCAGUGCCAAGGACCUGACUUCAUGGAAGCUGUUUGAACCCUGCUUUCAGCUGCUGAAGAGUGGAGUGGAGUCCAGAGACAUCGACAAAGAGCUGAUGGUUCCUGCUCUGAAGUGUGCAGCGUUCCACGUGCUCUGGGAGAAAGUCAGGGUGGCCAACUCUACACCAACCAAGGCAGAGGUAAAGCGUCUGAAGAAGGAGGUGCGUUCGUUCUGCAUCGUCUGUCAGAGCUGCCUGUCUGUGGGCCAGCCAGAGAUCAGAGACCAGGCAUUUGAGCUGCUGUGUGACAUGCUGCUGUUGUUUGGGGUGAGCUCAGUGAGGUCUCAGCCCACCUUGCAGCCCCUGGCCCACCCCCCCUCCGACUCCCUCCGCUUCGACAUGGCUGCCUUCCUCCUUGACUAUGUCUUCACUGAGCCUGACGACGACCAACUGUCCGGUGAGGCAGAGGGAGUUGAGGAGGUGAAGAUGGCUACUCUUCAGCGGCGGCGCAACCAGCUGGCCGGCUACUGUAAAUUGGUUAUCUACGGCAUCCUGGAUCUCAGCACUGCCACUGAUGUCUUCAAAUACUACAGCAAGUUCUACAAAGACUACGGUGACAUCAUCAAGGAGACUCUGAGCAAAACCAAGAUGAUCAGUCCAGUGCAGAGCGCCAAGACUGUCUGCCUGAGUCUGCAGCAGUUGUUCUCAGCACUGGCUCCAGAGUGCGUUGGUGGAGGCCAGGAGUUUGGGGAGAUCAGAGAGCUAGCUAAAAGGCUGGCCAUGAGCUUCGGCAUAGACCUGCACCGCAUCCGCAAACCAUUGGUGUCCCUGCACAUGGAUGGUAUCCGGUUUGCGUUACGGGAGGCAGCAGAGGUGGAGCAACCCCCCAACCUGCCCUUCCUUGAGAUACUCAGCGAGUUCAGUUUCAAACUCCUACGUCAGGACCGAGCCCAGCUGUCUGCUUUCCUGAGUGCUGAGUGUGGCUCUGCUGCCCCCUCUUGGCCAUCUCUGAGGAUGUACCAGCGCUCUCUGCAGUCUGGCUCCUCCAAGCCCCGAGAGGAUGGGGAGAGGAGCGCAACGCUGUCCCCCCACAGCACCCCUGCAGCCAAACGCAGGAGGACUACCCCCCAGGUGUCCAGCGCUAACAGAGGUCCAUGGCUGGACAGCAGCAGUAUCCAUAGCAACGUGGCCACCCCAGGUCUCACCUCCACCGUGCAGAGACAGCCGUCCAAACACCUGCCCGUCACACAUAAUACACAGGCCUCCACCCCAGGCUCCGACAAGGGCAGCAUCAUCUCCGAACCCGAGUCUGAUGACGACUUUUCAGAGGGCGGCAUCCACAACAACCUGGCCACCCCAGGCCUCACCUCCACCGUGCAGAGACAGCCGUCCAAGCACCUGCCCGUCACACAUAAUACACAGGCCUCCACCCCAGGCUCCGACAAGGGCAGCAUCAUUUCUGAACCCGAGUCUGUUGACGACUUUUCACAGGGUUCACUGCAGCGCAAGGUGGAACCCAGGCGAAGGAGCAAGCUGCCUAUUGCACAAGCCAGCCCCUCUGGGCACUGUGACCUCGAAUCACAUCUCACCAUGCUGAGUCUGAUUGAGGAAGAUGAGGAUGAUGAAGUGGAGGAAGAAGAGCCUGAGAUUGAGGACUUCGAGAGUGACGAUUCUGACCACGACACAGACUUUACACUGCCGUCCACCCGUCGCUCCACCAGUUACUUAGAGGAGUUGUUUCAGUGAGGGAAAGGACCCCAACACAGUAACAAGAAGAACAACACUUAUAGGAGAAGAUAGUCUUACGUUGGUAUCCCUCAGACAGGCAUUUCAGGGUUAAGCAGUACAGUACAUAACGUUGUUACACUUGUUGUAAGCUCUUAUUAGAAUUUUUUUGUUGAAUGAAUAAAAUACAAGUGCCUUACAUUAUGAAUGUUUCAAAGAUGCAAUGUGAAAAAUAUCUUCAUGGCUCAUAUAGGAAUUGUUAGACACAUGGUGUUUUUCUUGUUUAUGACUUUGUGGUUGUGUUUCCAACUGUUAAAUGAGCACUGAUUUAAUAUCUAUCAAUAAAGAACCAAUUUCUGAGGA